AAUGUCAUGUUACGUGGCCCGGGUCGAAAAUUGAAGCAUACGCACGCUCAAACGUAAAAGACCAAAAUAAAACAAAAAUUGUAUGUGAUUAUUCACAUUUAUUAAAAUGAAGUACUUAAGAAUAUCACAAUGGCUGGUAGUAACUUUGUUAAACCUAGUUAGCAAUGCGUACAGCUACACAGUCACAGUUGAUGCACAUGCCGAAGAGUGCUUUUACGAAAAUGUAGAAGCCGAUACCAAAUUGGGAUUAUCGUUUGAAAUAGCAGAAGGUGGUUUCUUAGAUAUUGAUGUAAUAAUACUAGGCCCUGAUGGCAACGUCAUUCAUAAAGCAGAGAGGGAGUCAUCUGGUAUUUAUACAUUUUCUGCUCCAACUGCAGGGAAGUAUACUUAUUGCUUCAGUAAUAAAAUGUCAUCCAUGACACCCAAGGUGGUAAUGUUCAAUCUUGAAAUCGGAGAACCACAAACUAAAUCUGGUAAUGAAAAUGAAGCUGACCAUAAUAAACUUGAGGACAUGAUCAAAGAACUUGCUACUACAUUAAGAACUAUCAAACACGAUCAAGAGUAUAUGCAGGUGCGUGAUCGUAUCCAUCGUUCAAUAAAUGAAAGUACAAAUUCACGUGUGGUGAUGUGGUCUAUAUUUGAGGCUUCAGUACUGCUUGUCAUGACUAUCGGACAAGUCUACUAUCUCAAGAGGUUUUUUGAAGUGCAGCGUGUUGUGUAAUGUUAAUAGACUUAUUUUACAUUACACGUGUUGGUGUGUGAAGUGUUGUAUGACAUUUAAAUUAUUUGUUUAUCCAAUGAGAUGAAAUAAGUUUUUGUAAUAUUAAUAAAUUUAAAAUCUCC
Molecule: messenger RNA, 843 nt
Organism: Bombyx mandarina (wild silkworm)
Lineage: Eukaryota; Metazoa; Arthropoda; Insecta; Lepidoptera; Bombycidae
Gene: CHOp24
Product: transmembrane p24 trafficking protein CHOp24
Source: RefSeq, a predicted model, not a curated record